UACUCCAAGUCGUAAGCACUACUCGUGUAUAUUUUAGAAACUUUUAUGUUGCACACAUUUAUUUUGCCGGGCGAAAUAAAAAAAAAUAAAUAAAUUGUUCUCAAAUGAAGUGUUGAUUAGUUUGCGGUUGAAUAAAAUAAAUUCCUGCCAAAUCAUUUGGAAAUACAAGUUUUAAUGUGAUAAAUAAACCGAAAAAAAAGUAAUAAAAAGGGUUUUUAUACAAAUUGUAAAUAUCCGGCAGUAAAAUUAAUGUGAAUUCGUGAAAAUUUUCCAACAAAAAAAGAGAAAAGAAUCCAUUAGGAACGUGUUUUAAUCAAUUAUUUAAAGUCCGAUCAACGAGGUGUAUUGUAAACGUAAAACGAACACACAUACGAAAUAAAAAUGGGCAACUCCAUGUUAUUAAUUGUUGCGAUUAAUCUCCUGGCAUUCCGACAUUGCAUUGGGGUACAAGUCAAUUUGGACCAUGAUGGCGGAUCAAUUUUGAAAAGUCAAUUGAUGGAUACAAAUUGUGCGGAUGAGAAGGAUUGCGAGCAGUUUCGAGCGGGAGACAUCAAGCAAGUAGCGUGCGACGACAAGAAAACGUGCAUUUGCAAAGACGAGAAAGAUAACGUUAUGGCGUGCAUGCCGAAUGAUCAAAAACUUGCAAAUGAAAUCGGAAUGGACUGUCCCUGCUUGAUCAAGCAUAGUAUCUGCAAGAACAACAAGUGCGAGUGCAAGGCAAAUUUUACAGCAACCGAAGACAACAAACACUGUGUCCCAGUAACAUCCCAACUGGACGAAAUUUGUGAAAUUGAUUUGAAUUGUCAGCGUGCUGAGCCAUUUUCCACUUGCCUGGAUACGAAAAUCUGUGAAUGUGACCAAGGAUUCACAAAGGAGAAUGGAACUUGCUACAGUAUACUUGAUAAAGUCGAUAUCACGUGUGAGGGUCAUCAAACUUGCCAUAACAACACCGCAAAUUCCGUUUGUGCUGCCAAACAUUGUGUCUGCAAGCAAGGAUUUGUUGCCUCACGCAACGAAAAUAAAUGUUUGCCAGUAAUGAAUUUCGAAGAAUCGUGUGAGGAGCAUUUGCAGUGCAAGUAUCGCUUGGGUGAAGGUGGUCAGUGUUCCCAUGGCAAGUGCUCGUGCAAACCCGGAUAUCGUGAAAGUUAUGUCGAAUCUGGAUCAUCGCAGGCCGUUUGCACUCGUGAAAUUACGGUUGGCAUUGACUGCACGACGCCCGUUGAUUGCGUUCUCGAGCACGAGGAUGAUCCGCACAAAUCAUCAAUGGUUUGCAGCAACAACUCCUGUAUUUGUCGCAGUGGCUUCUCGCUGGUUGAUGAAAAGUUUUGCAAAGAAGGUGAUGCGGUUGGCGCUGCUACUCAAAAUGGAAUUAUUUCCCAUUAUUUCGUACUUUUGUUCGCCACAAUUUUCUUCUAUUUUUGAAACUGGCGUAUUAGGCAUUCAUUAAAAUAUUUAUAUGUAUAAAAAGAGAAAAGUCGAGGAAAAAACUAAUUAAAAGUUUUCAAUUAUGCAUAAUGAAAAAUAUUUUUUCCCUAUAAUUUUUUUUCGUUCUGUAUGUUUCAAAUGUCAUUGUGCUCGUGAAAAAAAAAAAUAAAAAUAGUGAAAAGUAAUAAAUGCAAAGUAAUAAAAAAAAAUUUUUUUGAGAAACAAAUAAUU
Molecule: messenger RNA, 1656 nt
Organism: Culicoides brevitarsis
Lineage: Eukaryota; Metazoa; Arthropoda; Insecta; Diptera; Ceratopogonidae
Product: tenascin
Exons: 7
Coding region: 382-1422 (346 amino acids)
Source: RefSeq, a predicted model, not a curated record